This is a messenger RNA of Spinacia oleracea (spinach), 2091 nucleotides long. RefSeq names its product lysine histidine transporter-like 8. The transcript is spliced from 6 exons. Lineage: Eukaryota; Viridiplantae; Streptophyta; Magnoliopsida; Caryophyllales; Amaranthaceae. The record is from RefSeq and is a predicted model, not a curated record. The coding region runs from base 448 to 2073 and encodes 541 amino acids.
CCUAUCACCCACAAUCUUCGCAACAAUUUCACCUCUCAACAAAAUAUUGAAUAAAAUGUCUGAAACUCUUUAAUUCCAUUGUUGAUGUUCUUGCGAGAAUCAAAUUGGGAAAAUUGAUGUUCCUGAUGUAGAAUUAACAAUUUUAGCUCUUUAAAUUUGGGUGGCUCCAUCAUCAAUUCGACUUCCUUGCAUUGUCUCCUUAAAUACGUCUGCUAUCCAAUUUGGAAAUGACCUGAUGUCUGUUUGAGCAUAAAGUUAUAGAAGAUUUUCAUGAGUAUAGAAUGGGGACGUGACGGCUCACAAUGAGAAUAAUUUACCGUGUAGGUCCAUCCAUGGUGAUUACUGAUCCAUUAUUAGUCCAUCACCAACCGACCUCAUAUAUUGGCAUGUUGCCACUAUAUAAAGGGGAAGGCACCAAUAAAUUAAACAAGCAAGAACAAUAUAACGAUGGAAAUUCCCAGACCACAUAAAACUUUACACCAUAUAAUGCAGCAAGAAGAAGGAUUAGCCAUUGCUGGUGAUUCAACAAUUUUGAAGUCGUCAUCAUCAGUAGAUUGUUUUCCUAUCUCCAUAAUUAAUUAUGAGAGUAGUAGUAGGAGUAUUAAGGUUAAUCCUUUAGAAGGCGACAAACUUGAAUUUGAUGAUACUAUUAAUAGUAGUAGUAUUAGGUUUCCUAAUAAUGUAAUAUUCGGAUCCGGAAGAAAGGAAGAAGAAGAUGAUGAUGGAGGAGGAGAGUGUAAUAAAAAUCCAGCAGCAGAAGCAUGGCUUCCCAUUACACAAUCAAGAAAGGGAAACUUGUAUUACUGCAUUUUCCAUUUGCUGUCUUCUGGACUUGGAAUUCAGGCUCUUGUUCUACCUCUGGCUUUUACCACUCUUGGCUGGGCUUGGGGAAUGACAUGGUUGACAAUGGCAUUUAUAUGGCAACUCUACACUAUUUGGCUUCUUACCCAACUCCAUGAAACUUCCUCUGGCUAUCGCUACAGCCGGUACCUCCAAUUAGCAAUGGCAGCAUUCGGUCCUAAGCUGGGGAAAUUGCUAGCUCUACUUCCAGUAAUGUACCUGUCAGGAGGAACUUGUGUAACACUUCUUAUAACUGGUGGUGGCAAAAUGCAACAUCUUUACCAUAUACUAUGUCCAGAAGGCCACAUUUGUCAUACAAACUCACUAACAACAAUAGAAUGGUAUUUGGUUUUCAUAUGUAUGGCCAUUGUUAUAGCCCAGCUCCCUAACUUGAAUUCAGUGGCUUUGGUGUCACUAGUAAGCGCGAUUACUGCCAUAGUUUACUGCACUCUUAUCUGGGUCAUGACUAUCAGCAAUGGUAGACCUUCUGCCACAAAAUACACCAUUUCUGUAAGAGGGGAAGAAUCUGAGAUGAAAUCAUUUAUAGAUGUUCUCUCUGCAGUUGGGAUUGUUGCCUUUUCUUUCAGAGGUCAUAAUCUUGUGCUUGAGAUACAGGGAACACUUCCACAGAGCCUAAAAGAACCAACCUACAAAAUAAUGUGGAAGGGAGUAAAAAUCUCGAAUGCAAUUAUAGCUAUGUGUCUUUUUCCCCUAGCAAUUGGUGGUUAUUGGACUUAUGGGACCUUGAUGCCAGAUGGAGGGAUGUUGAAUACAUUAUAUGGGAACCGCAGCUCAAAGUUGAAGCUAGCCAUAAUAUACUUAUUCCUAAUCAUAAACAGCUUGUGUUCAUUUCAAAUUUACGCAAUGCCAGUUUUUGACAACUUUGAGUUACGGUACGUGAGCAUAAGGAAAAAGCCCUGCAUCUGGUGGCAUAGAGCAGGAAUUAGAAUAUUUUUUGGAGGGUUGGUUUUCUUCAUAGCAGUUGCAGUCCCAUUCCUGCCUCUCCUAGCGCCUUUAAUCGGAGGGAUUGCUUUGCCAGUUACCUUUGCUUACCCUUGUUUCAUGUGGAUCUCUAUCAAGAAACCAACUAAAUUUCGUAAAAUGUGGCUUCUCAACUUAGUUCUUGGUAGCUUAGGCAUCUUAUUAAGUGUUUUACUAAUAAUCGCCGCUAUAUACAAUCUUGUAACCAAGGGCCUUUCUGCCAAUUUUUUCCAUCCUAAACCAUCAGUCUAACAAAUCUUGUAACAGAAA